GAGAAUAUUGACAUUAGCAGUGCCUCACAGCUGAAACAAUCUAACACAGUAACGGAGAAAAUAACUGACCAGCAUCCCAACAUGCAACCUCCACCAAGGAAGGUAAAGGAGAGUCAGCAAGUGAAACUUGUGUUCUCAGAGCAGCUCAGUAAGUUGCAGACCAAACAGAAUCAGGACACUGAACUGCUGGAGGAGAUCAGGUCCUUUAGUAAGCAUCGCGCUGCUAUAGAAAAGGAAUAUGGUCAGGCUCUUCAGAGGUUAGCUGUUCAAUACCAGAAGAGAGACUGGCAAAGAGGAAAUACAGAUGCUAUCACUUCUGGAAGUGUGUUUGGUGUGUGGCGGUCAGUGGUAGACGCUACAGCUCAGACAGCUGCAUCGCGACUUGCUGCUUCAGAGGAGUACCGCAGACUGAUGGGACAAGCUUCCAGAAGUUUUCGCAACGCAAAAGACAUGCGAACUAAGAGAGGCCUGGAACAGCUCCAGAGGGUACAGGGUGAAGUGGUGGAUGCUCUGCGGGAGCUGCACAGGCUUAAGAAGAGCUACCACCAACUCAGCCACAUUGCCAGUGUUGCCAGAGAGAAAGCUGCUGAUGCACAGGCAAGAGCCAGAAAGAGUGAACAUGGGAUUUUCCACUUUAAAACAGGACUCCAUAAAAUGACCGCUAAGCUCAGUGCUCGGUUGAAGGAGUGUGAUGACCGUUUCAUUGAAGUUCGUAACGACUAUCUACUGGCGUUAGCAGCAGUGAACGCCCACCACCAAAACUACCAUACUAAUGACUUACCACGCAUUAUGGAGCAAAUGGAUGGUGAUGUUUACGAGGAUUUGAGAAGCCAUUUUACCCUGCUGUGUGGGACAGAAAUGGAUUCCUGUCUGUCCACACACAAACAGUACAGCAAGAUAUGGGAUAGUCUUGUUAAGGUGACCAGAGAGAAAAAUAUCCAGCAGUUUCUACAAGAAACAGUUGCCUUCAGCAAAACAACUGAAUUCCACUUCCAACCUGCUCCAGGUGACAAGGAAUCUUCUCUACAGGAGAUCUGUGCUUCGACAGCUGAGGGAUGUCUGGUUAAGGAGGCCAAGAAAUGGGCUACAAAAGCAGCCAAAGACUAUAAGAUUAUCACCCAUGGAGAGAGGGCUCUACAGAUGUUAGAGAGUCGGUUGAAACUCUUGUCGGGGGAGACAGGGCUCAGUGUGGAGCAGAGGAUAGUGGAGAUGCAGGACAGUGUCAGGAAAGCCAAGCUAGGCAAGGUGAAGGCGGAGGCUCGUCUGGCUCUGUUGUCAGACAGCAUCACAGGAAUUGAACUUUGGCUUCACAACGCCAUGAACCAGGCUGAGGAAGAGCUGGAGAGAGAGAGACGGCUUAGUGAACAGAGGAAGUCAACCGAGGAGUUUUCAGACGAGUUUGAGCUGACUGACUUUGAGGACUUUGAUGAUGAGAAUGUAGACAUCUUUGCAGAUCCAGGCUCAGCAUCUGGAGUGUGCCUUUACCCUGCAGCCUGCAGAGUUAUCUAUAGUUAUCAGGCUAGCCAGUCAGAUGAGCUGUCAAUCAUGGAAGGGGAGGAGCUUCAAGUGAUUGAAGAUGGAGAUAUGGAGGACUGGUUGAAGGUGUGUAACUCAUGUGGCCAGAUUGGCUAUGUUCCUGAGCGUUACGUGCAGUUCCUGUGUCUACAAGCAGAGGACCUUGCUCAACUGGACAGUUCCUUCAGCUCCACCACAUCCACUGGGAAUAAAGAGAAAACAGGGAGCAGAGGCAUAGCCAGAGCUCUGUACUCCUACCAGGCCCAAAGUGCAGAGGAGCUUUCCUUCCAGGAGGGGGCACUAAUCUACCAGAUUCGCUGUCAACACGGAGAGGUGGAUGAUGGUUUUUGGGAGGGAGAGCUGAAUGGACGGAUCGGCCUCUUCCCGUCGUUGGUGGUAGAGCUUGUACAUGAUGAAGGGGAGGAGGAGAACCAAGAGGAGUCUCUUUCUACCCCAACCAUGCCUCCCUUCUCUCCUUCCAUCCCAAUCUCCACAACUCCUGGAUGUAGUUCAGCACUCAAUGCUACCUCCCCUAGCUGUGUGGAGGACAAACAGCAAGCCGUUCCACUGAGGCUUGCAGACGUUACAGUAGAUACUGGGGCCAGCAACCACACAUCUCCAGAUCUCUCCAGCAGUCGACUAAGGCCCUGUCGAGCACCUCCCCCUCCUCCAACACUGAAGCCUUCACCACAACCCUGAAACAAAGACUUAAGUUACUGCCAAGGUUAACAAACAGACUUUCCUCAUUUUGACCAGUAACACUGUUGUGCCUUUCCUUAUAAUACAAGUAUUUAGCAUGUCCUUUGUGUUCUUCAGAAUGGACAGAUCUCAGCUCAAAGCAAGCGUAAAAAACAUACAGCAGUGUUGGAUUUACUCUUAAUUUAUAAAACAUCUCAUAAUCAGAAAAGAAUAAAUAUUUACGAAAAGUGA
Scophthalmus maximus (turbot) is the source of this 2445-nucleotide messenger RNA. RefSeq names its product F-BAR and double SH3 domains protein 1-like. Gene Ontology annotation, biological process: neuromuscular synaptic transmission; regulation of actin filament polymerization. The coding region runs from base 82 to 2214 and encodes 710 amino acids. Gene Ontology annotation, molecular function: protein binding. Gene Ontology annotation, cellular component: recycling endosome; neuromuscular junction. The transcript has 21 exons. NCBI's taxonomy places the organism in Eukaryota, Metazoa, Chordata, Actinopteri, Pleuronectiformes, Scophthalmidae. The record is from RefSeq and is a predicted model, not a curated record.